Phacochoerus africanus (Common warthog) is the source of this 5229-nucleotide messenger RNA. RefSeq names its product phosphatidylinositol-4-phosphate 5-kinase type 1 gamma (gene PIP5K1C). Gene Ontology annotation, molecular function: phosphatidylinositol kinase activity. The record is from RefSeq and is a predicted model, not a curated record. Gene Ontology annotation, biological process: phosphatidylinositol metabolic process. The transcript is spliced from 19 exons. The coding region runs from base 94 to 2361 and encodes 755 amino acids. NCBI's taxonomy places the organism in Eukaryota, Metazoa, Chordata, Mammalia, Artiodactyla, Suidae.
CCAUCCCCGCAGACCCCAGAUCUUAAGCAGAUCUGCUUCCUGGGAGUGACCCCAAAUGCCAGGCUAGCCAUCUACCCUGUGACUGGGACGCUCAUGCUGCCCCAGCCCCAGAGGGCCCUCUUGGUCCCAGACAGAGACUCGAGGUGCAAUCAGACACUGGGCUGGCUGAGAAGCCCUCUUUGUCAUGCACUUUGGGGAGAAAAUGACCCAGAAAAAGCUCUUGCCACCCGAACCCUGUCCUCUCCAGGGCCUCCUUUGCCAGGAGACCAUCCUGGCUUUUUGCCCACAGUUGACUCUGCAGACUGUUGUGACAACCAUCCUUCUGCCCCUGCCUGCAUUUCUCCCUUGGGAGAUUUCACCCCCAGAAGAAAUCAAGAUAAGCGAGGUUCAACCCAGAAAAAGAUGGCCCCGGUGGAGGCCCCACUGAUGACUGGACAGCCGGGCCCCGGCCACGGGAAGAAGUUGGGUCACCGGGGUGUGGAUGCAUCUGGUGAAACCACCUACAAGAAGACCACAUCCUCCACCCUGAAGGGGGCCAUCCAGCUGGGCAUCGGCUACACCGUGGGCAACCUGAGCUCCAAGCCAGAGCGCGACGUGCUCAUGCAGGACUUCUAUGUUGUAGAGAGCAUCUUCUUUCCCAGUGAAGGCAGCAACCUCACCCCCGCUCAUCACUUCCAGGACUUCAGGUUCAAGACCUAUGCACCUGUCGCCUUCCGCUACUUCCGGGAACUCUUUGGGAUCCGGCCAGAUGACUACUUGUACUCGCUGUGCAAUGAGCCACUCAUCGAGCUGUCCAACCCUGGUGCCAGCGGCUCCCUCUUCUAUGUCACCAGCGACGAUGAGUUCAUCAUCAAGACUGUGAUGCAUAAGGAGGCUGAGUUCCUGCAAAAGCUGCUGCCUGGAUACUACAUGAACCUCAACCAGAACCCGAGGACGCUGCUGCCCAAGUUCUACGGGCUGUACUGCGUGCAGUCGGGCGGCAAGAACAUCCGCGUGGUGGUGAUGAACAAUGUGCUGCCACGCGUGGUCAAGAUGCACCUCAAGUUCGACCUCAAGGGCUCCACAUACAAGCGGCGGGCCAGCAAGAAGGAGAAGGAGAAGAGCAUCCCCACCUACAAGGACCUGGACUUUAUCCAGGAUAUGCCCGAGGGGCUCAUGCUCGACGCUGACACUUUCUCCGCCCUGGUCAAGACACUGCAGCGUGACUGCCUGGUGCUGGAGAGCUUCAAGAUCAUGGACUACAGCCUGCUUCUGGGCGUGCACAACAUCGACCAGCAGGAGCGGGAGCGGCAGGCUGAAGGCGCCCAGAGCACCGCCGAUGAGAAGCGGCCACUGGGCCAGAAGGCGCUCUACUCCACGGCCAUGGAGUCCAUCCAGGGCGGGGCGGCACGUGGGGAGGCCAUCGAGACAGACGACACGAUGGGUGGGAUCCCCGCCGUGAAUGGCCGAGGGGAGCGGCUGCUGCUACACAUCGGCAUCAUUGACAUCCUGCAGUCCUACAGGUUCAUCAAGAAGUUAGAACACACCUGGAAGGCUCUCGUCCAUGAUGGGGACACUGUCUCUGUCCACCGGCCCAGCUUCUACGCCGAGCGCUUCUUCAAGUUCAUGAGCAACACGGUUUUCCGGAAGAAUUCCUCCCUGAAGUCGUCGCCGUCCAAGAAGGGCCGUGGUGCCUUGCUGGCUGUCAAGCCCCUGGGGCCCACUGCCGCCUUCUCAGCUAGCCAGAUCCCCAGCGAGCGGGAGGACGCACAGUAUGACCUGCGGGGAGCCCGCAGCUACCCCACAUUGGAGGACGAAGGCCGGCCGGACCUCCUGCCCUGCACACCACCCUCUUUUGAGGAGGCCACCACCGCCUCCAUUGCCACGACCCUGUCCUCCACAUCCCUCUCCAUCCCUGAGCGGUCCCCUUCAGAGACUUCAGAGCAGCCUCGGUACAGGCGGCACACACAGUCCUCUGGGCAGGAUGGCCGGCCCCAGGAGGAGGCACAUGCAGAGGAGGACCUACAGCAGAUCACUGUGCAGGUGGAGCCUGCAUGCAAUGUGGAGAUAGUGGUCCCCAAGGAGGAGGAUGUGGGGGAGGGGGCAUCCCCAGCCUGUGCCUCUGCUGCCGUCGAAGCAGAAACUGCCAGCCAGGCCUCCGAGCCCGCCAGCCAGGCCUCAGACGAGGAGGACACGCCCGCCACGGACAUCUACUUUUUCACCGAUGGGAGGUACUGGAUUUACUCUCCCCGGCAUCGCCGACUGCGGGCCGUGACGCUGAGCUCCUCGGGGACUCCCACCGAUGAGAGGAGCUGGGUGUACUCCCCGCUUCACUAUAGCGCACAGGCCCACCCCGCCUCCGACGGCGAGAGCGACACCUAAUUCCUAUGCAGUCACCAACCUGGAGUGGAGCGCCCGCUGCUGCCCGGCCGCUUCCUGGAGGCACUGCCCUCCCUGCUCAGCCCAGAGCUCAGGAGACACCCACUUGGCUGCCGGCCCUCACUCGCCCUCGUCCUCCCCUCGACGACGCCGAAGGUCCGGGCCGCAGAGCGAUACCGAACUGGUCGGCAUGUCCGGUCCCCGCUCCCCGUCAACUACCUACGCCUGAUACUGUGAACGCUCCUGAGUUUCCAAUCAUGUAUUUAUUUUGGGUCUUUAUUCUUUGCACAGAGAUGGCAGCACACGUGUGUUUUCUUAGAAAAAGAAAAAAAAACCCACAAUGGAAAAGAAGAAACUAUUCCACUGCAUUUUUGGUUCUUUGCUGUGCUUGCAUGUGUCCCUGAGGGAACCAGGUUCUUGGCUCUGGGGACCUGUGCUCCAGUGGCCCAGGUGCCCCAACUAGAAUCCACUCCAAUUCCGGCCAGGCACCUGGGACAGAAGGCUCUCCAGGUCCAGGCAGGUCCUCAGGGCCCCUCUGGAGGCUGCCCACUGCACCUACCAGGUGCUCUUGGCUCAGGUUUUUGGGCCAAGAGCUGGACACCAUCCUGGAGGGUGGGCGACUUGUGGCUAGGGAUGGCGCUCCACGCUGUCACCCCUGCCAUCUCUCACCACCUGUUUCCCCGGUCCCGCCUCCCCGGUCAUGAGCAGGAGUCACCAGGUGUGACUAGAACCUCCAUGUGGACGCUCAGCUGCCCCGUCUUGGUGGAGCUCAGGGCUGUGGGCUUCCCGCUCCAUCGAGCCAUGGGAGGAGGCGGCUGGGCCCUCAAGCCACAGGACUCUGGAGAGCUGUGUCUUGGAGCAGAGCCCUGGGCUGCCCAGCCUCCAGGAACAGACCCUUCUCCAGUAAGAGGUCCCCCCAGGACUGGGCAUCCUCUCACUUUUAAAUGAUGAUGACACUUGUGCCGAUUGAAGGACAGGAGAAGAAAUCCUUCAUGAAAAACGAGUCUUUUGGGAUGGUCAUCUUCAGCAGGGGUCCAGAGCCCCACAGGGCGGUCUCUGGGGACCCUCCCCCUCCCCCACACUGUGUCCACAGAGGGGGCUGUCCUUCCUGAGAGGUGACCCAUCAGGGAUGCUGGCCCCCUGCCCACUCGGCCCUGCGCAAGAGGAGCUGGGAGCCAGCUUGAAGUAGAAGUUGCACCUUCUGGAAUAAUUCCUCCCCACCUUUGCCUCCUGGUGGAACCUGAGCUGGAGAGCCCACCGAUCCAGGAAUCUGAUAUUUCAAGUCCAUUGCAAGCUGGACACUGCUGUCCUUCUGCGACACAAGUCCCUCCCUCCCCUCGCAUAGCCCACUUCGAGCGCCAGGAUGGAAGCUGGUGGCUUGGGUGCCACCUCUCCUCCCACGAGAACCGGGCUGCGGCCCUGGGGCUCUCCCUUCACAGGGCCACUCUGCACACCACAGCCUGAAGCUCUGGAGGAGGACCCUCAGAGGCCCUGUUAGAACCAGCCUGCAGGCGUCCCAGACAAGCAAAACCGUGUCCACCCCUGCUGCCCAUGGAGUGUGUGGACCCCCGACCAAAUCCAUCCCUCCUGCCCAUGGAGUGUGUGUUUGGACCCCCAAGUUUCCUCGCCUGGACUUGACACCGGCACCUGUCUGCAGUGCCCCACCCAUGAGGGGGGAGGCCGGCCGAAAGGGCAGAGGUCCGAAGGUGACUGAUAGGGACUGCUGGGUGUCGUCCAAAUGCUGACAUUGGGAGUCCCUGCCUGCCCCUACAGGGGCCAGGCACAGAAACACGUGGCAUCCCAAGGGGAUGACCUGAGUAGGAGGCUCUGCGUCCAGGGCGCCCUCAGCUGUGUGGAGCUUGGGGACCUGGGCCCCUUGGGCUUUCCUGAGUGGCCACGGGACAAAUGCAUCCAUCAGAUGCUGACUUGGAGAUAUUUGCAAACCUCCAGGAUAUCAUGACGUUUUUGUUUUUGUGCUAAGUCACAAACACCCCUUCAGAGACCUACUUUGUGUUGGUUGCAUUCUUUGUCCCUUUUUCAGAGAACUAUCACGUGGAUGCAAAGUGGUCCGUGGACUGAGCCAGCGGGAUGCUUGUGCUUAUGGUCAGGGCAUGGGUGUUGAGGCAAGACCUUAUUUAUAAUGUGUAGCGGACUCACGGCCUCCUACAGACCCGGGGCAGGGAGGGCCCUGGAUCCACCCAGCUGUCGCCCCACCCCCAGGAUAGAAAUCUCUCAACUCCUUGGCGAUGCCCUGGUUCCGUCCUGGCUCAUCCCUGCUGGCUGCUGUCACCGAGAACAUGACACUGUCUGCAUUGCUGUACUGUACAAAGGAAAGGCGUUUUCUGAGACUGACAAGGUGGAACCUGUCAUGUGUCACCUGCCAGCCUCCAUUCUCUGCCUCCUCUUGCCCCCUCCCUCUACCACCUGGCUCAGUGCAAUACUCCCGUCCUGGUGGGGUCCCUUGCCAUGGUACUGUCGCUGCAGCCCCUCGGCCCCCACCCCGGGACGAGCACCCUUGGCCUCCUCCCUGAUGGUUCAGUUGCAUCGCCUGUCCCCACCCCAACCUCAUUUUUAUGGCUGAACUGAUUUCGAAACACAGCAAAACUGCAAACCUUGUGUGUCUUAAUUCUCUCCAGGGGUUCCGUGUGCUCAGCCCUCAUGGUCUGGUGUGUGACAAUCUGGAGCAUAGUCUCCUCAGGCACAGGAUGUCGUCCCACUCAAACCCAGAGCUGUGGGUGCCUCUGUGACCCUGCAGCCACUGCUGGCCCAAUAACACUUGUAUGCAGCCCCGGACCCCCAGCCCCCGUCCCGCUCCCCCCCCCCUUUUUACGUUGAAGAGAUCUCUCUAAUAAAUCGGGUAAUAAGCGUCAA